Molecule: messenger RNA, 1113 nt
Organism: Pocillopora meandrina
Lineage: Eukaryota; Metazoa; Cnidaria; Anthozoa; Scleractinia; Pocilloporidae
Source: the annotation of a GenBank genome assembly
AUGGGAUUCAAUACUUGGCCAGAUGAUGCUUCUAAACCUUUUCUGGUGGUCCUUAUAGUGAUAAGCGGUCUCUUGAAUCUCCAUCAAGCCACGGGCAUGAAUUGCAACACUAAACUGACCAGUUAGUAGUGGAGGUAUUUUGGGUUUUUCUCGGACUGGCAAUCUAUCUUUUUAAGCUCAUAAUGGCCGAUGCCAAAUUCUUUAUGUUACAUAUGUUAAUAGACUAUCUUUCUCCCUCCUCCAGUAAUACCUGAUGUAGAGAUUUCCAUAAAUCCACCAAGGCACGAACUAUCUGUAGGUACUGCGGUUAACCUGACUUGUACGGCGCAGCCCAGGAGUAUUGAUGCAGGAUAUUACGAUCGAUGGACCGAGUAUAUUCAGUGGUACGAUCCACAGGACAAGCCAACUGGAUACAGAUGUGUACAAGGUAGACACAUGGUGUUAAAACAUAGAUGCACAUUAAUGAUCGAAAAACUAACGGCAGAUCAACUUGGAAGCUACACGUGUGAAGCAGGAAGUGGUUAUCGUGCACACUGCAGGAGAGAAUCAGUCGAAAUUCGUCCUGAAGGUAAAUAACAAAGCGGGACAAAGAUCAUGAAAAAUAUUUGAGUAAGACGGGUCGAGUAAAAAAACCAAGGAAAGAAAAGAAACAACUCUAUCAGCAAUCCAUCACGUCAUGUCAAAAUGAGAUUCUUAAUAUUAGCUUUAAGUUUCUUGGGUGUUGUUAAUGAUCUUUAAGCCACAAAAUUUUAAUUCUUAUAUUUACGGAAUAUUGUAAAAAAAAAAUAUGGCUACAUAAAAUUUGAUGGAAAAUAAAUCGAGAGGACAUUUUCGCUCUUGAUCUCAGUGUCUAAUAACUGAAUGUCUGACCUUUUCUUAUGUAUUACGCAAGCUGUUGACGAUACAACAGAACGAGUGUUAGGGGGGUCUAGACGCCUGUCUUCACUUGAACCAACCCUUAACAACCUUCAAUGUUACAAAUCCUUUAUGUAUCUUUGUUCUCACAAAAAUAAACUUUAACGACUGUCUCACUUUUGUUCUACAGGAGCCCAAAACAUUCAAAUUAUUGAAUAUCCAAAGAACCAGAAAGUGCUUUUAUCAAUUCCAGUGUAA